AAAACAAAAUGGCGACCUCUGUGGUUGGAAAUGUGUUUACACCCUUCCAUAUAGUUUAAAUCAUUUAAAAGACUUCCAAAUAACGUGAGCUUAAUUAAUUUAACUAACUGCAGAACAUGGGUACCCUGGACCAGGCACAGAUUGGAAUUUCGACGUUCUUUCCUUCCCCCCAUCCGACAGAUCAGUGCGGAACAAAUGGUCUUCCUCUCACUCCAAAUUCCAUCGUGAUCAUGGGGCGAUUUCAGCACCUAAAGAAUCUUUACCACGAGAACGUCUGUCAGUAUCUGGAUAUCAUUAGAGUCAAACAUGAAAGGCUUAUAGUUGCAGAGGAAUUUUACUCUGAAAAUUUGAAGACAGCUUUGAAAAGUGGUAAAGCUUUCCGCUACAGUGAUAUCACAAACAUUGCUUUUGACGUUCUUCAUGGCCUUUCCUUCCUGAAUGCACAAGGCAUUGUCCAUAGGAAUUUGUCUCCCGGGAACAUAUCACUUACACCUAAGGGCCAAGUGAAGUUGUCCAGAAGUGGGUUAUACUACAUGACAGGUUUUGGAGCACAUGUUGCAUUUCCAGUAGGUUGUCCAGAGUUUACAGCUCCCGAGGUUGUUUUAUCAGGUCAAGGGCUCUCUCCAUUAUUUGGGCCAUCAGGGCCAAAGGUUGAUGUCUGGUCCUUAGGAAUGAUUUUGAUUUAUUUGAUCUUGGUAGGAUCACUCUGGGCAGGUGACUCCGAGAACAGCUGUGAUGUAGAAAAGAUUUUCUUGAAGAUACUUUCUCUUCUAAAGAGAGUUCAAGAUUCCUCUGGGGAUAUUCUUCACCUUCUUUUCAGUGAUCAUCAGGCACUCGGCAAACUCCAAGAAAUUCCUUCAGAUCUGACUUCAUUCCUGAGGGUUUGCUUAACAAUUGAUGUUGCUAAGAGGCCCUCUCCAGCUGAGUUAUUACAUCAUCAACUAUUCUCCAGCUAUGACAAGGGAAAGGUAAUAUUAACAGGAGAACAGUAGAGCAUGCAAAACAGCAUCCAAGGUGCGUUCAUCAACUCCUAUGAAGGCAUCAGACAAAUUUACCCCUUACAUGAGCAAAACAAGUAAUUAAUUGUUUUGCUAGAUUGAAACCUUGACUGUUACUUUCAACUUUUCGUGCUCUUUGUCAGAUUCAGAGGUGCUCAUAGAAGAAGGGGAAGGACAAAUUGUUUGAAAAAGCCUGGCCACUCAGCUCAUUCUUGAUUCACUAAGGGAGGGGGGCCAUGGAUACCCCUAAACCCUCCCUUGGACCCACUACUGGUGCAAUACAUUUACCCUUUCAUUUGGUUUUUGAUAUACUGUAAAAUCCCACGAUUAAAGCCCUGGGCUUAAAUAACUUCAUAAGGGGUUUUCGGUGGGCUUAUAAACGGGGAGCUUAUAUCCUGGGGGGCAUAUAAGCGGAAUAAAAAAGAAUGUUUUGGAAUGACGAGAUAAAACUCAUCUCAGAAACGAAUUAAAGCUAAUAUACCAUUACAUUUAGAGCUGUUACUCUAUUAUAUUACCCUAUUACCCUAUAACCAUAUUAGCCUAUAGCUUUUGCUUAAAAAUUUUGAUGUUUGUAAAGAAACACAAAAGCAACCCACUUAUACAUUAGAUGGGCUUAUAUCCCGGGGGGUUUAUAUCCAGAAUAAUAUCUUUGUUAGCAAAUAGAAGGGCUUAUAUCUGGGGGGGAGGCUUAUCACCGGGAGGCUUUAACGUGGGAUUUUAACAUCUUUAUCACUUAUGUCUUGGUGAUAGUAGUCCAUACUUUGUCUUAUUUGUGAUUGUGAAAAUAGCCCUGAGAAUCAUGUAGUCUGUGAUGUAUACUAGCUGACAUUUCUUCAACUUUUUUUUUUUUUUGACACUUUAAUUGUAAUUCACACUACUUACAAACAAUGGUACGUCUACUUACACUAUUUACAAAAGUAAUACAAUUACUAAAGUCCAUUACAUUACUGACAAAACGUAUAUACAAUUUAAUUACUUACGCACUACUUACACUACUUACAAUUCAAUGCGAUUACAGGUGCUACUUACAAUAAUACAAUUUGCAUAACUAACUCUACAAAACAAUACGAUUACUUAUUUAGCUUACGAUACAUGUGGGUUAUUGACC
Orbicella faveolata is the source of this 2106-nucleotide messenger RNA. RefSeq names its product TBC domain-containing protein kinase-like protein. The record is from RefSeq and is a predicted model, not a curated record. Lineage: Eukaryota; Metazoa; Cnidaria; Anthozoa; Scleractinia; Merulinidae. Gene Ontology annotation, biological process: protein phosphorylation; activation of GTPase activity. Gene Ontology annotation, molecular function: protein kinase activity; GTPase activator activity; ATP binding.